CUAAAUAACAGGUAGGUAUUGCGUGUACAUCGAAAUGAUCUGCAUAGCAAUGUCUUGUCGCCUAGGCAGAGUGUAUCUGCCUCAGCUAUACCUUAUUGUUAGAAGUAAAUAAAUUAAUACUUAUACAUUUUUAUAUUUUACUUGGAAGAAGAUAUGACUCUAACAACACUUAUGAACACUUUAUUUGAAUAAAUCGCCAAAUAUACCACCGCGGAGACCCCAAUCGCGUCUCUGCGUUCCAUUGAAUCGUAUGAGCGUAUGGAUUUUUUGCGUUAUUUUUCACAAUUUCUAUUUUUAAAAUUACCUAUCGAUAGCUUACUUUAUUCUGAUGAAUAUAUGUCAUUACAAGUUUUUCUCUCAAACUGAUAGUUUGGCUAGAAAAAAAUAUUUUCUAUCCACGCAGUACGCCGGCAGCGUUCGGAUCGGAUACAGUGACGUCAACGGUCCCGCGCCGGGCGGUCAGUGAACUUUUUUAGUAAUUUGGCCAUAACUUCGUCAAUUUUUGUCGUAGAACAAAAAUUUUUGGACUGUGUAUUAAGGAUUUCUUAGCCCUAUAAAUCUGCAUUCACAGCUAAAAAUCGAAAUGAUCCUCAUUGUCGAGAAUCGAAUCUCAAAGUCAGAGAGGAGGAACCCAGCUCUUAUUAUAAGAUCUGACUCCGAAGCUGAAAACGGGACUAGACGAGAUCAGGCAAAAACAUCUAAGAAGAAGUCCAACAAUCGAGCCCCGUCAAAGUCUGAUUCAGAAGACGAUCAGCCUUCCAAGCGUAGCAAGGCUAAGACAACCAAGAGGAAGUCGACAACAUCACGAUCUUCAAAAACCGCUAUGCCAAAGAGACGGAACACCAAAAAAGAAGAGGAUCUGUUCGGGCUGGUCUCUGAAGACGAGGAAGACGCAGCUCACGCAAACGCGUCUCGCCGAGCGCCGUCGAGCCAGCUGCCGAGCUCCAUCAGCAGCAAGGUCGCGGACGGGUCGGUGCUGCGGCGCGCGCAGCUGAGCGGCCGCUACUACGCCGAGCUGCGCCUCUACUCCACGCGGGACGCGCUCGACACCCGCCCCGAGACCCGCUACACCAAGGCGCUCGUCACUUUGAAGCUCCAGCUCGACCCGGACCAGCCCGAGUGGGACUUGCUUCAAAAGUUCCUUAGGAGAGCCAAGACGACGUACUUUGCGGAUAGCGUGCCGGUGUUUUAUAAUAAUAAGAUUAACUGAAUUGUAAAUAAAAAUAUACAUAUUAAUUAAGUCUAAUUUACUUACUUAUAAUUUACGUAGGUACUUAAUAAUAAAUGAAUUAAAACCUA
Molecule: messenger RNA, 1299 nt
Organism: Ostrinia nubilalis (European corn borer)
Lineage: Eukaryota; Metazoa; Arthropoda; Insecta; Lepidoptera; Crambidae
Exons: 4
Coding region: 584-1210 (208 amino acids)
Source: RefSeq, a predicted model, not a curated record